Fusarium musae is the source of this 816-nucleotide messenger RNA. RefSeq lists its product as uncharacterized. The record is from RefSeq and is a predicted model, not a curated record. The transcript is spliced from 5 exons. NCBI's taxonomy places the organism in Eukaryota, Fungi, Ascomycota, Sordariomycetes, Hypocreales, Nectriaceae. The coding region runs from base 1 to 816 and encodes 271 amino acids.
AUGGCCACGACAAUCAGCAAGACAUCUUUCGCCAUCACGUUAUAUCGAAUUGCCACCAACGCAUGGAUGAAAUACUUCCUCAUCUUUAUUAUCGUCACUAUCAACGUCUCGAUGAACUUGGUCUGGAUUUUCGGUUUCGCCAAAUGCACGCCUCUCGAGAGGGUAUGGAAUCACAAGGUGCCUGGAACUUGCUGGGAUAAGUCAAAGCUUCUAACUUUUCAACUAUUCGCUGCUUAUUACUCCGCGAUCCUUGACUUUGUUCUUGCUUUACUUCCUUGGGUCAUCCUGAUGCGCAUGACCAUGCGUCGGCGAGAGCGACUCGGCGUUGCUGUCGCUAUGAGUUUGGGUGCUAUCGCCGGAAUUACUGGUAUAGUCAAGGCUGUGCUGGUCGUCAGUAUGAAGAGUGAGGACAUCACCUACGACCGUGUCGACCUCACGAUUUGGACCUUGACUGAGCCUGCCGCUUCCAUCAUGGCUAUCUGCAUUCCAGUUCUUCGUAUGCUGUAUCGAGAACUUAAGUCAAGUUCACGAAGCUACAACCGUAACAGGACCAAUACAACACCGCGCGACGUCGACACAAGGAACACAGCCGGGGCAUCAAAUGCUCGGCAGUCCAAGCGAUAUAACCCCAACUCACGAUAUGGUCGAAAUUCGGUCGUCAUCAUGUCAGGAUGGCAAGAAUCGCAAGAGCAUCUCCAGGACGAUUCCGACGGAAGCCAAAGCCAGACUAAGAUGUCCAUGAGCUCUGGAGGCGUGAUGAAGACUGAAGAAAUCUGUACUGGGCCUGGUCAAGAAGUCAGUAUCUCAGCUCUCUAG